Striga hermonthica is the source of this 2262-nucleotide messenger RNA. NCBI's taxonomy places the organism in Eukaryota, Viridiplantae, Streptophyta, Magnoliopsida, Lamiales, Orobanchaceae. The record is from the annotation of a GenBank genome assembly.
AUGGGAAACGGUGAACGAGGUCGCCCCAGCAAGAAGCCCAAGUUCGCGAAGGAGGAGCAUAGGGCUCAAGCCGUUGAAGAUGUUGACCCGGAAGAAUUUGAUGACGAUCUUCGUGAUGGUGAAGGGAAAAAGAGGGAUUUCUCAAAAUUGGAACUUAAGCCUGAUCACGUGAACCGUCCGUUGUGGGCUUGCGCGGAUGGGCGAAUUUUCUUGGAGACUUUCUCUCCACUGUAUAAACAGGCCUAUGAUUUCCUCAUUGCAAUUGCCGAACCAGUUUGCAGGCCCGAGUCAAUGCACGAGUACAACUUGACCCCACAUUCUUUAUACGCUGCAGUCUCAGUGGGACUAGAAACAGAGACGAUUAUAUCUGUCCUGAAUAAACUUUCAAAGACCAAGCUUCCGAAGGAGAUGAUUGAUUUUAUUCAUGGUUCUACUGCUAACUAUGGGAAAGUAAAGCUUGUGCUAAAAAAGAAUAAAUACUUUGUGGAGUCUCCAUUUCCAGAGGCAAUUUACAUUAAUCCCAUCUCUUACUGGGUUGAAAUAACAUGGAAUGAAAAUCGUGGAGGUGAUGGAUUCACAAUUGGCAAAUCUGCUGGUGAAAUAGAAGGUGCACAUGAUGAGUUGCUGGAUGAAGCAGAUUUGGCUGCUGCUGCUGAAGAAAAAGAAACUCAUGCAUUUGAAAUUGAUCCAGCUCAGGUCGAAAAUGUAAAGCAGCGCUGUUUGCCAAAUGCUCUCAAUUAUCCUAUGUUGGAGGAGUACGACUUCAGAAAUGAUACGGUCAAUCCUGAUCUUGACAUGGAACUGAAGCCACAUGCACAGCCACGCCCAUAUCAAGAAAAGAGUCUGAGUAAGAUGUUUGGAAAUGGCAGAGCGCGUUCUGGUAUCAUUGUACUACCGUGUGGUGCCGGAAAGUCUUUGGUUGGGGUAUCUGCUGCUUGCAGAAUUAAAAAGAGUUGUCUUUGCUUGGCUACAAAUGCCGUGUCUGUUGAUCAAUGGGCUUUCCAGUUUAAAUUAUGGUCAACCAUUAGGGAAGAGCAAAUCUGUCGUUUUACAUCCGAUAGCAAAGAGAGAUUCCGUGGUAAUUCUGGAGUGGUGGUGACAACAUAUAAUAUGAUCGCUUUUAAUGGCAAACGUUCUGAAGAAGCUGAAAAAAUUAUUGAGGAAAUAAGGAAUCGAGAGUGGGGACUGCUUCUCAUGGAUGAGGUGCAUGUGGUUCCUGCUCACAUGUUCAGGAAGGUCAUUAGUCUCACAAAAUCCCACUGCAAACUCGGGCUUACGGCAACUCUUGUAAGAGAAGACGAAAGGAUUACGGACUUGAACUUUCUUAUCGGUCCGAAAUUGUAUGAAGCAAAUUGGUUGGACUUAGUGAAAGGAGGUUUCAUCGCAAACGUUCAGUGUGCAGAAGUCUGGUGCCCUAUGACAAAAGAGUUCUUUGCUGAAUACCUGAAAAAAGAAAAUUCAAAGAAGAAACAGGCUCUUUACGUAAUGAACCCGAAUAAAUUCAGGGCUUGUGAGUUCCUCAUCAAGUUUCACGAACGGGAGCGGCGUGAUAAGAUAAUUGUUUUUGCCGAUAACCUUUUUGCACUGACUGAGUAUGCUACGAAGCUUAGAAAACCUAUGAUUUAUGGUGCCACGAGUCACCCUGAAAGAACUAAAAUUCUUGAAGCAUUUAAAACCAGCCGAGAUGUCAACACCAUUUUCCUUUCAAAGGUUGGUGAUAAUUCUAUAGAUAUUCCCGAGGCAAAUGUGAUAAUUCAGAUUUCAUCACAUGCUGGUUCAAGGCGUCAGGAGGCUCAGCGACUUGGGCGUAUUCUCAGGGCUAAGGGGAAGCCUCAAGACAGGGUGGCGGGAGGCAAGGAGGAGUACAAUGCAUUUUUCUACUCUCUUGUUUCUACUGACACUCAAGAGAUGUAUUAUUCCACCAAAAGGCAGCAGUUUUUGAUCGAUCAAGGUUAUAGUUUUAAGGUAAUUACGAGCUUGCCUCCUCCCGACUCGGGACCCGAGCUCAAUUUCUACCGUCUUGAAGAUCAGCUUAACCUUCUUGCAAAGGUGCUUACGGCUGGCGAUGAUGCCGUUGGAUUAGAGCAGUUAGAAGAAGACACGGAUGGCAUAGCGUUGCAAAAAGCUCGUCGCUCAUUCAAACCCAUGAGUAUGAUGUCCGGGGCCCACGGAAAGCUUUACAUGGAGUUCAAUAGCGGAAAAGCAGCAAAGAGGGAUAGCAAUAAGCCGAGACAUCACUUGUUCAAGAAACGUUUUGGGUGA